Messenger RNA from Bacillus rossius redtenbacheri, 4373 nucleotides. Its product is annotated as cysteine-rich motor neuron 1 protein-like. The record is from RefSeq and is a predicted model, not a curated record. Gene Ontology annotation, cellular component: plasma membrane. Gene Ontology annotation, molecular function: serine-type endopeptidase inhibitor activity; protein binding. NCBI's taxonomy places the organism in Eukaryota, Metazoa, Arthropoda, Insecta, Phasmatodea, Bacillidae. Bases 254 to 2701 code for a protein of 815 amino acids. The transcript is spliced from 11 exons.
CCGGCCGCGUCAGUGGUUUUAAAGGCGAGGUGCCGCGCCGCGCCGCGGCUCAGUCGAGGUGCGCCUCCCGUAGAGUGCGUGCGUGUUUGCGUCCCGCGUCGUCGUCGUCGUCGUUGUUGUUGUUGUUUACGUGUCGGCGCGACCGUAGCGGGACCGGCUGGCUGCCAUGUCGCGCCGCCGGCGGUGCUAGGAGAGAGACACACUCCUCCCACACCUCGCGCGUCUGCCUGGACCUACCCACCCCCCUGCCGUCAUGGAGGGCGCAUCGCGCACCUGGCUGCUCGUGUUCCUGGCGCUCGCGUCCGCCUGCUCGCUGCGAGCUUCCGACUGGAGCGGGGACUGCGACGGGCCGGGACCCUGCCCCACGGCCGGGCCCGACGAGGCGCUCUGUCCACCCGACUCGGCGCCAGACUCCAACGGCACGUGCGCCUGCCUGGAAGAGCGCUGCGCCCGGCCCACCUGCAAGUACGGCGCCCGGCGCGAGCUGCGGCGCCGGGGCUCCGGCCUGCCGGGCGACUGCUGCGACGUCUACGAGUGCGUCUCCCCCAGAGAGCGCAACUGCAGCGGGGUGUGGUGUCCCGAUGAGAAGCUGGACUGCCCGCGCGACAGCUACCGGCUGCCCAGCCACCGGGCCCCGGGCGACUGCUGCUCCGUGCCGCAGGGCUGCCAGUGCCUCCCGGCGCCCUGCCCCAUCGCCAGCUGCGCCCCGGGCCAGCACGCCAACGUGGUGCGGCUGGGGAACGGCCGCCCGGGCACCUGCUGCCCGCUCUUCGAGUGCGUGCCCAAAGACGCGGACGAGGGCUGCAUCACCGAGGCGGGGCUGGCUGUGGCAAACGGCUCCAGCUGGUGGAAGGACGAGUGCACGCAGUGCUCGUGUGACGCCGGGAAGAUGCUGUGCGCCGUGACGCACUGCCCCGAGGCGCCGGCGUCUUGCAGCGAGGUCCGCAAGAUGCCCAAUGAGUGCUGCCCCGUCUGCGUGUCAGCGGACCUGGCGGAGGGCGAGGCAGCCGGCCAGGCGCCCCACGGCUGCGUGUCCUCCCGGGGGCAGAUCCUGCGCAGCGGCGACUCCUGGCAGGAGGACCCCUGCACUUCGUGCGUGUGCGCCGGCGGGCGGAACAAGUGCCAGGCCUACAUGUGCGAGGUGUCGUGCGACAACCCCGACUACGUGCCGGACGAGUGCUGCCCCCUCUGCAACUCGACGUCGGUGGUGGUCGUUCCGCCCCACUGCCCGGCCCUCAACAACUGCUCCCUCAAGUGUCUGCAGGGCUUCGUGAGGGACGCCGCGGGCUGCUUCCAGUGCCGCUGUGAGGCAGAGGAGUGCGUGCUGGACUGCCGGCACGGCUACGAGCGCGACGGCCUCGGCAACAAGCUGUGCCAGUGCGCCGCCGCGCCGCCGACCCCUCCGGCCUGCCCGCCGCUCGCCGGCUGCCACAGGAGCUGCCCCCACGGCUACCGCGCGGGCAAGGACGGCUGCCCCGCCUGCCGCUGCAGCCAGUGCCGCCAGCUGACGGACUGCGCCAAGACGUGCGUGCACGGCCUGCGCACCAACGACCGCGGCUGCGCCAUCUGCAAGUGCCGCGCAUCUGCCAAGAGUCCAGUAGACAUCUCGCCUACAACUCACAUAUCAUACUCUCCCUGUGUAUCUUCUGACGGGCGCGCGCACGACGAGGGCGAGACGUGGUUCGACGGCUGCCGCGAGUGCUACUGCCACGGCGGCCUGGAGAUGUGCAACCUGAUCGCCUGCCCCGCGCCCAACUGCUCGGAGCCGGCCCUGGACGCGGGGAGCGGGGACUGCUGCCCGCGCUGCGCCGGGGAGGAACAGCAGGCCCCGGCGGCGGCCGUCAUGGUCUGCCAGUCGGUGGACGGGGCCUACCGCGUGGAGGGCGAGUCCUGGCAGCUGGACCCCUGCACGCGCUGCCUCUGCCACGCGGGGCGCGUGCUGUGCGAGACCCGGCGCUGCCCCCCGGCGCCGUGCGAGCGCCCGGAGACGGCCGCCGGCUGCUGCCCGAGCUGCCCGCCGGUCUCCCGGGACCCCGCCCCCGAGGGCUGCGGCGAGGGCCGCCCCCACGGCGCCGCCUGGCGCGACGGCGCCUGCCGCAGCUGCGAGUGCGUGGCCGGGCGCGUGCGCUGCUUCGGCCAGGCCUGCCCGCCGGCCGCCUGCCCCCGGCCCCUGCUGCUCAAGAACCACUGCUGCCCCGUGUGUCUGGACGGCGGCGCGCCGCAGGUGUGCGAGGUCGGCGGCAACACCACCUACCUGGAGGGGGAGAGCUGGAGCGAGGGGCCGUGCCUGCACUGCGUCUGUGCCGGGGGCGCGCGCUCGUGCAAGAGGGUGGCGUGCCAACGCCCGUGCCCGGACCCCGCUGACCCCUGCUGCCUCGGCUGCCCAGGGGAGGACGGCGCGGCAGCGCGCGGGCUCUCGGACGUGGCCUACAUCGCCGUGAUCUCCCUGCUGUGCUGCGUGAUCGCGUGCCUGGCGCUGUACAUCUGGUGCGGCUGCCGCCGGCGCCGGCGCCGCCUGCAGCUGGGGGGCACCUGCUCGGGCCCCCCCGCCUACAGCGGCUUCCCGCACCCCCGGGACCACGCCCUCGCGCUUCCCCCGCGCUACGUCGCCGCCGAGCGCCACUACCGCUACAAGACUGUGCCCGUCAUCCGGUCCCCGUCGAUCCGCUCCACCGAGAAGUCUGCCCUGGCGCCCAUCUAGGCCGGCCGCCCCUCCCGGGAGACUGCCCUCGCCAGACUUGCCGCGAGCAGCAAGCCUGUUGGCCGACGGGCAGCAGGCCGGUGUGUCCGGACGCAAUUUUAUUUAUUGGGGAAAAAAAAAAACAUUGAUCGCCUCUUCCAGUUAUUUUUUUUUUAAGAUAACGUGUUCAAUUUUUUUUUCUAUUGGCAUCAUGUGUACAUAAACAUGUCAGAUUUAAUUCUAGAGGUAUGAAAACUGUUGAGCAUGUUUUUUUUUUUUUUUUUUUUUUCGAGGGAACACAAGUAUUAUUUAUGUUUUGGAUGGUUCGUUCGAGACAAUUAAUGAACUAGGCUAUUUUGUUUUAUAACCGAACUGUACAUAUGAAAGAACCAACCAUAUCUGGGGCUAUGUAUGCGAUAAAGGAGAAAUAAUGCUAUUUUGACAGUCGAAACCUGAAACUUUGUAGAAGAGGAAUCUAAAUGGGGGCCAUGAAAAUUUUUUUCGAGCAAUGUUUGAUUAGAAAGGUUUCUGGCAUGCGUAGGUAUGUAAUUUUUUGCUGCAGUACAUAACACGUCUGUCUGUAAAAGAUGUUGGAGUGUCUGUAAUAUAAACUCAUCUUAGUGUCUAAGUUAUACGUGUAACCAGCUGUAAAGCAUUGGGCAUAAUGCUAGUACAAACAACUUUGUUCUAUUGGAUUCGAAAUAACAUUUUUUGGAAAAUUCGUUAACAGUCAGGUUAUAUCAUAAACUACAUCUGGUAAAAAAAAUUUCAACUAUUUCACAUUCGGUAAUUUAUGUCAAUGUGUGUACGUGUACGCUAGAUUCAAAUAUGCUGCUGUACAUAAAGCAACCACCAUUUUCAUUCCAGAGCUACGCGCUGUGACACGUCUUUCCUCAUCGGCUGUCUGCAAUUGGUGGAGAUGUAUGUUAACAUACCUGCGAAGCCUAGAUUUAUCGUGCAUGAUUAUGAAUUUAAUCAAAUCUUCCAGAUAUCGUGAUUAAAUUUCACUCUGUGGUAACUGGCUGGAGUUUCGCUACAUUCUCCGACAGUUUAUUAAAAAUAAAAACAAAUAUUUCUUAAAUGAGUUAUGUAUAUACAAAUGUUAUUCCUGUGUGUGUGUAUAUAUAUAGUGAUGAGAGUAUGUAAAUCAUAAUUUAUCACUGGUAUCCGUCGUUCAUAGUCAUAAAUGAUUAUGCCCGGUCGAUUACUUAAAUGUUCGAUCGAGGGAGGCAUGGACAUUAAAAAAAAAAAAAAAACAUUUUGUUUUAUUGUUUCCAGUGAUAAGAAUAAUUUAUAAUUGGUGGUUUGAAAGAUGUGUUGUGACAAUAUGUGAGGUCAGCCUCGUGUGAAAUGACUGGAGAGAUAGUGUUGUUGGUAAAGACAGUCGUAGAAGUGGACUGUUUUCGUCGAGCGACACGGUUGACUGCCGAGAGCUCGGUUCGAGCGGCUGCAAGUCUGCGCAUGCGUCGUCGCGGCUCCUCGCGCGGCGCGGAUCUUGCGGAACAAUGGACGGACAGUCGCUCGCCUGAGGAAUUCAAAUCGAACACUGGUAGUUUUCAAAUUUGGAGGGUCAAGGAAGCUUAGAUUCACAUGUAUUCAGUGUGAUUUAACCAGUUGAUCCAUGUUUGUUUAUUUAUUUAUUUUUUUGUAAUUUUGAAGAUCUGUGAUGAUUAAAAUCUUUAGUGAUUAAAAA